CGUAAACUUACAGCUGUCAAAAGUAAAAUCUUUUGAAAAAAUAUUUGGAACAAACCACAGAUCGUGGUUUUUACAAAUUAAAAUAUCUAAUUCUGUUCGCAAUUAGACCAUACUCAUCAUGGUUCUUUUAAACAAUGAAGAAUUCCUAACGAGGCUUACUCUUUUAACACAAUCGGCACGGAAAGAUUCUUCCUUCACAGUUACGAUCAAACGAUAUGACGGGAACGACAGACCAAAACCUCGCGAAGGAAAGCCACCGCUACCGACACCCGCCGAAUACAGUUGCCUGAUCCGGGCUAAAUCGGGCUCCAAGAAGCUCUCAACCGUCGUGAAGCGGGAUGAGGUAGCCAAGUUUAUGGAAUCGUACUCGAAGGUGCUCAAGUCCAGCAUGGACGGUUUGAAGAAAGUUAAAAAGGUUAAAAACAAAGCAAAGGCAGCCCAGGGAUAGUGUUGUGGUGCAGCGGUUCCGGAGUAAAACGAAGUGUAUCAAAGUGUUCUAGAAUAUCCACGCGGACUGUGUGCAAUGCCGGACUCGGAGAUCAUAAGUGCAUUUUCUUUAUUCGUUUUAUCGAUUUCGUUUCAUUACUUCCUUUCGGUUAUCCGUAGGCUUGGUUCUGUUUCCUUUUGAACGAUAGCCGAUCGAUUGAAACAAGAGACAAGAGUUGUUUUCAUGCAAGGACCCAUUUUACCAUCCAAGUCUCGCAAAUGAACGCAGGCGGAUGGAUUCAACAUUGUAAUUUUGCUGUAGAAUUAAGCGUGUAAUGAAUUUAAUAUAAAAGAAACAGUGAAUUCAACAUUCAGCCGGUGAAUA
This is a messenger RNA of Anopheles coustani, 811 nucleotides long. It is a transcript of the gene Srp14, whose product is annotated as signal recognition particle 14 kDa protein. Gene Ontology annotation, molecular function: endoplasmic reticulum signal sequence receptor activity; 7S RNA binding. Gene Ontology annotation, biological process: SRP-dependent cotranslational protein targeting to membrane. The record is from RefSeq and is a predicted model, not a curated record. The transcript has 3 exons. NCBI's taxonomy places the organism in Eukaryota, Metazoa, Arthropoda, Insecta, Diptera, Culicidae. The coding region runs from base 119 to 448 and encodes 109 amino acids. Gene Ontology annotation, cellular component: signal recognition particle, endoplasmic reticulum targeting.